Pieris rapae (cabbage white) is the source of this 762-nucleotide messenger RNA. RefSeq lists its product as uncharacterized. Bases 118 to 738 code for a protein of 206 amino acids. NCBI's taxonomy places the organism in Eukaryota, Metazoa, Arthropoda, Insecta, Lepidoptera, Pieridae. The record is from RefSeq and is a predicted model, not a curated record. The transcript is spliced from 4 exons.
GUCAGUUGUACAUUUUCAAAAGAUACAAUGAGCAAAAUUUCGUAAUAAAAUGACAAAAUCCUGGACAAAAUUAACGUGUAACCCUUACCUGUAUUAAAUUAUUGGUAAAUAAGUAAUAUGAGUCGUUGGAGGACUUGUUUUCUCCUGGCGAUGUUAUUGUUGCUACCCACAAGGAUAACACCAAGAGAAGAUGAGGAAGAAGAGGAGAAAUCUUCCAGUCGGGGUGAUGAGGAGGAAGAUGAUGAAGGUGACGACGACGAUGAGGAGGAUGAACCAAUAGAAAUUGCGCCUUCAGGUCGUAGGGCACCGGCGGUCUUGAUGCAGACGAGUCCGCGAACGGCGGUCACAAGAACAACGAAGCGACGACCUUUGGAAUGUUAUGUUUGUGCUUACAAACCCGAAUCCCCCCUGCGGGCUUGUUUGGAUCCAACGAAAUAUAGAGUGCACACAAUGACAUGUCAUAGUGUGGAUGAGAAGUGCGUGACGUCAGUCACAUCGAAGGGCAAUACGUAUGAGGCUGUCGUCCGCGGGUGUCGAUCGGGCUGUUUGGGCUCUCCGGACACUACAUGCUGUGAGCUUAAUCGUUGUAACAACCAAGCCUUCGCUAUGCCGACAGUGAUUGCUCCACGUGCUUUGGCCCAAAAGAAUAAAUCUGACAAACCGCUACCAACCUCUGUUCUCUUCUUUGUCACAAUUCUAUUGUUGUUACAGACUGUCGUUAAAGUAACAUUUGUAUGAUUUUGGUGCGAGUUGUAAUGUCAC